Rosa rugosa (rugosa rose) is the source of this 2170-nucleotide messenger RNA. Its product is annotated as clathrin interactor EPSIN 1. Gene Ontology annotation, cellular component: endosome; clathrin vesicle coat; plasma membrane. Gene Ontology annotation, biological process: endocytosis. Gene Ontology annotation, molecular function: phospholipid binding; clathrin binding. The coding region runs from base 120 to 1877 and encodes 585 amino acids. Lineage: Eukaryota; Viridiplantae; Streptophyta; Magnoliopsida; Rosales; Rosaceae. The transcript has 12 exons. The record is from RefSeq and is a predicted model, not a curated record.
CUCCAUCUGUAUCUGUGCACAUAUUUAAAACCACAAACCAACACCUGACCUGCGUCUCUAUCUCCUCUGUAACGCACGCCAAACCAAGAUCUGAAUCAUUCUUACUCCAAGAUUCCAUCAUGGAUUUCAUGAAGGUGUUCGAUCAAACUGUCCGGGAAAUAAAGAGGGAGGUGAAUCUGAAGGUGUUGAAGGUUCCGGAGAUGGAACAGAAGGUAUUGGAUGCAACGGAUAAUGAACCUUGGGGUCCUCAUGGCUCUGCAUUGGCAGAGAUCGCACAGGCCACUAAGAAAUUUUCGGAAUGUCAGAUGGUUAUGAAUGUUUUAUGGACAAGAUUGAGUGAGACAGGCAAGGACUGGCGUCUUGUCUAUAAGUCAUUGGCUGUCAUAGAGUAUCUGGUGUCACAUGGAUCGGAACGUGCUGUUGAUGAUAUUAUAGAACAUACUUUCCAAAUCUCAUCACUCUCAAGUUUUGAAUAUGUUGAGCCAAGUGGGAAGGAUAUGGGAAUAAAUGUGAGGAAGAAGGCUGAAACCAUUGUGGCCCUUUUGAAUAAUAAAGAUAAAAUACAAGAAGUUAGAAAUAAAGCUGCUGCAAACCAGGACAAGUACUUUGGACUUUCAUCUACUGGGAUAACAUACAAGUCAGGUUCAGCGACUUCGUCCUCUCAUAGUAGUGGCAGCUAUCAAAGUAGCGAUCGCUAUGGAGGUUCAAGUGGUGUAGGAUCUGGCGAUAGGUUCAGGGAUAACUAUAAGGACAGAGACCAAUAUGAUGAAGACAAGUUUGAGAAGAAAACCUCUAGUAGGUCACGCCGUGGCAGCAGAAAGGAUCAGGAUAAUGUUUCAUCCAGUGUUAAAAAGUCAUCAUAUAAGACAAAUGACUCUGAUAAGUACAGUUCAAAUCCCAGUCAGACCGCAAGUGUACUUUCAGAUGAUUAUGAGGAUGAUUUUGAUCCACGGGGGACUUCUACUACUAAGGCUGCUGCUGGAAGCUCAAACCAAGUGGAUCUGUUUGGACAAAGUUUGAUUGGUGAUCUCAUGGAUGCUCCAGCAUCUGUUCCCGAAGAGAAGCCCGGCAUGAAUAGUGGUUCAUCAGAGGUUGAUCUGUUUGCAGAUGCAGCUUUUGUAUCAGCACCACCACAGGCAGAAACGGAAGCAUUUGCAGACGCAACUUUUGUAUCAGCACCUACCCAGGCAGACACUGAAGCAUUUGCAGAUGCAACUUUUGUAUCAGCACCACCCCAGAAAGCAACUGGAGCAAGUUCUCAAACUCAGAAUGGUGUUGAUCUAUUUGCUUCCCAACCAACCAUUUCUCAGUCGGCUUCUUCACCGGUUGACCUCUUUGCGGCCCCUGUUCCAGUUAUGCAGCCAGAAACCAAGUCCACAAGUCCUGCACCGACAAACACCAACAUUGUUGAUCCCUUUGCUGCCGUUCCACUUAACAGUUUUGAUGGAUCUGAUUUCUUGGGGGGAUUCACCUCUCACUCUGGUUCAACGUUUUCAGAACCUUCCCAAAGUUCUGCCAAUGAUGCCAGCCACAGUAAUUUGGAUAGAAAAUCUUCAGCCGACUCAAAGACACCACCCAAGAAGGAUGGUUUCCAGGUGAAAUCUGGCAUUUGGGCUGAUUCACUUAGCCGUGGACUGAUUGAUCUUAAUAUAACUGGUCCCAAGAAGGUGAAUCUGGCGGAUGUGGGGAUUGUGGGUGGAUUGAGUGACGGAGCAGAUGAAAGGGAGAAAGGACCACCAACUUCUUUUUACAUGGGUAGAGCAAUGGGAUCAGGGACGGGCCUCGGAAGAUCUGGAUUACAGGGAGCUGGAGAUGAUGACUUCUUCUCGAGUCUCAGUAGCGGUCAACAGUAUUCAUAUGGUGGUUUUCAAAAGUAGUGGUGCAAAACAUUUUUGGAGUCUCCAUAUUCUUUUGCCCGGCCAAAAUAUUCUCAUCUUAUCUUUUGGUGUGUGUGCUUAGUGUGUUAACUACCCUCGAUCAACGGAUAUUGUGAUUUGAGGGAUGUAUCAAUCACGGAUGAAGAUGUUGAUAGCUUUUUUAUAUAAAUUUCAGUGAUUGCAUUGUAUAUGUAAUUUGAGAUAUCAACGAAGUUGGCCCAUAGGGGAGUUGCGUGCUGUCCUCAGUUUGGUCAUUUAUACAUUCAUCAAUGAAUAAUGUGAUUCAAGAAACA